UGUCAAGCUAUACGCACGCAUACUACAGUUCUGUCUCUAUGUAGGGUUUGUUUGGACAACGAAUGAAUCAGAAAUUCCACAGAGACAGGAACACACUCUCAAAGUACGGUGACUACACUAUUCCGCCUUUCAAGUUGGACUUAAACGACACGCUGACAGGAAAGUGGUUUGACAAGGGUUUAUUUUUGUUUCGAGAAGGAGAAAAGGGCUGAACAGGUUUUCCGGUUGCAACGUUGCAGGCAUGCUAAUAGGCUAGCAUCGGAGUUCUAAAACCGGCUUCAUUAGCUUAGCUUGCUAAUUUAGCAGGCUAAAGCUUCGGGGCAUUCAAGGAAAUGCGUCGAGAGCUCGUCUGGAAGUCUUUGGUUUUGUAUGAAAAUGUAAUUUUAACACUGUCCAGUAUGACAUAUUGCGAUAGCGGUUGCCAAGUUAAAGUGAGAGCUUCGUUGGUGUGAAGUGGCAGACUGGGGGGGUAGUGUGGUUGCUCAGGUAGUUAUGAGCAGUUUUAACAUUACAACCAAAACAUCCACAUUCAGCUCCGACGGUAAGGGCUCGCCGGGCAGCGUCGACCCAACCAACAACAACAAGGAGUGGGAUCUUGGGAGCGAUGUGUUUUCCUACUGUCAUGCGAUGAGUCCCAUGGACGACACGAUGCAGGCGGGGAUGUCCUCUGUGCAGUCGGGACUGGACGGACACCUGCCGCUACUACACGCCAGACACCACGGCUCCCAGGACCGGUUGUUGUUGGACCUGAGCUCCCCGACAGUCUUCCUCGACAGCAGCCCUCUGGAGUACAGCGACAACGAUGGGAGCAACGCGGGUCCGUUGUUCGAGAGGAGGAAGAGGUCGCGCUCCAACAGCUCCAGACACCGCUUCAACGAGGUGGUCACGGAGCUGGGUCCCGAGGAGGUGCGCUGGUUUUACAAGGAGGACAGGAAAACUUGGAAGCCCUUUGUCGGGCAUGACUCCCUUAAUAUUGAGCUAAGGUAUCGGAAGUACUGUGAGCGGAACCCUGCUGCUCCUUGCUCCCAGGGCAGCGGUGGGAAGGAAGAGUGCGGUAAUAACGGUGUGGAGAGCAGGGGACUGAACGGUGCAGUGCCGGUGGAGACGACAAACAGCAGUGUGCACGGAGGCCGGGGGUCCCUGGACACAUCCACCGUGUCCUCUGAGGAGAGGGACCCUGACAGCAUUGAAUUCAACGUUGAGCCAGUCUGUGUCCGGGGAGGGCUCUAUGAGGUGGAUGUUAAAGAGAGGGAAUGCAAUCCAGUUUAUUGGAAACAGCAAGAUCACAUUCCAGUCAUGAGAGGUCAGUGGUUUAUUGAUGGCACCUGGUUACCGUUGGAGGAAGAGGAAAGUGAUCUCAUCGAACACGAGCACCUGAAUCAUUUCCGCGGGCAGCAAAUGCAGGACACCUUCGAGACGGAUUUGGUGGUCAGGACUGUCGACAGCAAAGAUGUUCUCUCCCACCUGCCCCCUUUCUACCUCCCUUUUCUGUUCAAAUGGAGUGGAUAUCAGACGAGUGCUAAAACUACAUGUCACAAGCGCAAACGCUGCCAAGCCAUCCACAGCCUGAAGCUAAGUCGGACACAUGUGGAUUGGCACAGCGUGGAUGAGGUUUACCUCUACAGCGAUGCCACUACUUCCAAAAUUGCACGAACCGUCACCCAGAAACUGGGCUUCUCUAAAGCCUCCAGCAGCGGCACACGGCUGCACCGGGGUUGGGUUGAGGAGGCGUCACCUGAGGACAGACCCCCUCAGACUACACACAUUGUCUUUGUGGUUCAUGGGAUCGGACAGAAGAUGGACCAGGGACGCAUUAUUAAAAACACUGGAAUGCUGAGGGAGGGGGUGAGGAAGAUGGAAGAGAAGCACUUUUCAGAGCAAAAUGACGAGCAUGUGGAGUUCUUGCCUGUCGAGUGGCGCUCUAAACUUGCACUGGAUGGAGAUACGGUGGACUCGAUUACACCCGACAAAGUGAGAGGACUAAGAGACCUUCUCAACAGCAGUGCCAUGGACAUCAUGUACUACAAUAGCCCCCUUUACCGGGAUGAGAUUACUAAGGGCCUAACACAGGAGCUAAACAGACUAUACACUCUUUUCUGCUCCCGGAACCCUGAGUUCGAGGAGCGGGGAGGCAAAGUGUCCAUUGUGUCUCACUCCCUCGGCUGCGUCAUCACCUACGACAUCAUGACAGGCUGGGAUCCUGUGCGCUUCUGUCAGCAGGAGCAUCACGGCGUGGAGGAGGAGCUGGACCUGCGCUGGAUAUCCUACGAGGAGAAGCAUGUCGUAGAGCAGCUACGACUCACCAGGAGCAGGUUACAAGAGCUGGAAAAUCAACUCCUCACACUGGAGGCAUCAAAACCCCCAGCUCGCCCUGCCCUCAAAUUUAAUGUGGAGAACUUCUUCUGCAUGGGUUCUCCUCUGGCGGUGUUCUUGGCUCUGAGAGGGAUCCGUCCUGGGACCAGCUGCCACCAGGACCACAUCCUGCCCACCUCCAUGUGCAGCCGGCUCUUCAAUGUCUUCCAUCCCACGGACCCUGUGGCCUACAGACUGGAGCCUCUCAUCCUCAAACAUUUCAGCAACGUUGCACCUGUUCAGAUACACUGGUGCAGUGCCAUUAAUCCCUCACACUAUGACGAGGUCAGACCUACCUACUUGAAUCCAGUCAAAGACCCGGCAUCUGACACUGAGAGCAUCCCCAGCCCGAGCACAUCACCUGUACUCGUCCGCAGGCACUACGGAGAGUCCAUCACAAACCUGGGCAAGGCCAGCAUACUGGGAGCGGCGAGCAUAGGGAAGGGCAUCGGAGGAAUCCUCUUCUCGCGUUUCUCCCGCUCCAACAGCCAGCCCUCAGUGUCUCUGGGACUGGAAGGCGGGGCGAACACUGAGGAAGAAGAGCAGAAGCGGACAGAAAGCCAUUCAGCCUACGGCCUCUCCACCUUGAUCCGGCCCACCUCACCCAUCACUGACACGUCAUUGGAGCUGGAGCGGCGCAUCGACUUUGAGCUGCGGGAGGGGCUAGUGGAAAGUCGCUAUUGGUCAGCGGUGACCUCGCACACAGGUUAUUGGUGCUCACAUGACAUAGCACUCUUCCUGCUGACCUUCAUAUACAAGCAGAAGACGGCUCCCCCUGACCCGGCGGGAGAUAAUCUGGAGCCAGACUGAGACAGCACCUUUUUUUUUUUUAAACACACGCACACGUUAAUGGUGUCUUAUAACUCUGCAGAGGGUGUGUCACCUUCUCAACAAGGCACGAAAAUAAACCUCAUUCAUUUAUUUUUCAUGCACACAAACUGCUCAGACACAGUAAUUGUUCCUCUAUCUCCGUCAGCUCUUUAACUCACGGUAGUCAUUCUUGACAAACAGACUUAACUCCAAGAUGUGCAUUUUUGUCUCGUUUUGUGUAGUUUGUACACAUUUGCACACCCUAAGGGUGACCAUGUUGGUCUAGGAAACCCCUAAGGAGGUGCACCCUUUGCCAGUAUGACCACGAGUUAAAUUAAGGAGUCUAAUGAGUUGAGGCAGAGGAGUUUGUUUUACAGAGGAAGAGAGUUCUUUCUUCGUUCCCACAUCUUUAACCUUAAACAGCUGCAGUCUGUUGAUAAAGUGUCCAUACAUUUCCUGUCAAUCAAUGCUUGAGUCCAGCCUCUGUCUCGCAGACUCAUUCUCCAGCCUUGUCAGAGACUUGCCUGACCCUCGGUCACUGAGGCUUUGUGUUCCCCGUCCGUCCCUUUUACAUUUUUUUUUUUUUACACAGAGAUAAAUAUAAUUUUCCAAAAAUGUUUAGUUUUAUCUUUGAAAUAACGUUUAGCUUCUUCAUCUCAAAAACUAAAUGCUAACAAGCAAAUGCCUUUCAAAAUUAGCCAAAUAAAUAUUACUCGUGUAGUUUUUCCUAACUGAACCUUAGGACACUAUCCCUUUAACAAUGUUUUGAAAAAAUACAUACAAUCAUUAGAUAUUUUAGUAUCCUUAAUCCAAGCCUUUUUUUGACUUUUCAAAUAGAUAUGCACCAAAAAAACAUAAACAAAGCACCACUUUUAUAAAUUCAGUCAACUAAAAAAAUAAUUCAAAUCGGUUAACUGCAGGACAUCAGUAGAUCCCAUUCGCUGCAAAUAUGGAGUUUAACAACCCAUUAAGGUUUGUUUCAUGGGUAUAACGCUCUUAAACAAUGUAUAAUUAUUUUCUUACACCGAGUUUAUUUUUCAAAAUAUCUCAAUACAAAAGUCCAAAAACUAUCGCAGUCAUUCAAACCAAUGCUUCUUUAUUAAUGUGUUACGGAGAGGGAAGUCUCAGCUAUAUCUUUAUAUUUCAAUCCAGUGGGACAAGAUGUAUUUUUCCAUUAAAAAAUAAUAUUUUUUACCUAGUAAUUUGCAGGCUCUCUCAAAAUGGCAUUCAAACUUAAGGCCAAAUAACAUUGUGUUUCUAGUUUGUUAGCUGCUUGGCAUUAGGAAUUGUAAGGCAUACUCCAUGAAAAGAUAACUGGCCUAGAGUAAAAAUAACUUAUAUUUUAGCUCGAGGCUUUUGUGACACAUUUUGCCUUUUUUCGUUACCAAUUUACACAUGACUCUUGAUCAAUGCAAUUGUCAGUUUGUCUUUUUGUUUGUGUGAAAGAAGGAUUUAUUAAGCUUCAAAAAAACGUGUCAUUCACCAACUGACGAUACUUGCAAAUUGAGAAAUUUAACUUGAAAAAGAAAUGUGGAAACUUUUGGUUUUCUAAAAAUGACUUUUGCUACUUUUUGUGACUCUUGCCUUAGAUUUGUCGGAGCAUCUUUGAAAAAAAUGACCCCUGUAAUGUUGGAUCUGUCGAAUGUGGUCCUUUUUGAAAAACACGCCCAGUAAUGAUCAUGCCGAAGUUAGAAAUCUUACUCGUGUUGCAUGGUGUUUAUAGUUAUUGGAUGCUGGAAAAAGAAGACGGUGCCACCACACAUCUAGGAAACUGCAUUGUGGAGAAAACAACUCAUGAUUGUUAACAGUCUUGUGAUUAAAUCAUUUAUAAGACAUUUACAGUGGAUGAAGAAAUGGGAAACACUCAGACUGGAAUUAGUUGUAAGUGACAGACUUGAUUAUUGUCUCUCAAAUGUUUAAUUUGCUAUGGUGCAAGCUGCUGAUUUACUGUUCCACACAAUCAAGGGCUGACUGGUCCACCAUUGAAUGGAAUUCAUUUGUUAGUUUUUAAUGUCUGUGUUAUUUAUGCAAAGGCCUACUAACUGAAACCAGGUUGCCUCUCAUGACCAGAUCAGUGACAGACAAGUAAGGGAGAGGGAUACGAAAGUGUUUCUAUAUUUAAUGAAUGAAUUGCUCAGAAAUGAUGUGGAAAACAGCCUGUUGUUUAUUUUUUCCUCAGCAUGUGUUACAUUGCAGCAGUGGUUGCAGAAAGCAAUGUUAACAUGUACCUUUGACAAUAGGCUAACCUUGGAGAUCUGAGAUGGGUAACGCAAAAGCAAUUUUUAUUGCCUCAGUAUCUGUAGGUCAGAUUGUGGCCUGGCCAUCGUAAUAAUGACUACAAUGUUCCUGUCAGUGUUUCAAAGAUGUUUGUGUACUUUGCACAUUCUACCAAUUUCUGAAUCAAGCACAGAUUUUCAACUUUGUUCACACUGCUUGCAAAAAGAAAAAGCAUCCAAACUGCAGCGCGUUAGGAGAAGCUAUUUUGAGCUACAUUGACAAUAUGAGCAUUUAAUGCACAGCAUUUUGAAUGUUCACAGGAUUUUAUUUUUUUCUUAACGGCACCAAGCUACAAGUAUCAGGGAAAUGUCUACUGUUACAUGUUUUGUCUAUUCAACACUGCUGUUGACACCUGUUCAAAGCCAUUAUUAAGUACAAAAACGAAAGCGCUGUCACAGAUGUGUUGUCUUUCAAAUGUCCAGAGAUAAAGAAGAAAGGGCCUGCACCAUAUGUAAACAGUCAGUGGGAGUGAAAGAGAACAUACAUUGAAAUCUAAUGUUGGUAAUCUGAAUGAAAUGUGUUAAAUUUGUCAGGUUCCACUGUUGCUCUAACUUUGAAUGGAUGUCCUGAAAGUGUUUCUGUCUUUCCUUAGAGCUGUGCAAUAACCCAUGCCUGUAAUGGAUUCUAACUGCCAUCCAAAGCACUGUAUUUAUUUCCUUUUAUUAAAGCAUUCCUUUUUUUUGGAUACAAAGA
This is a messenger RNA of Eleginops maclovinus (Patagonian blennie), 6132 nucleotides long. It is a transcript of the gene ddhd1a, whose product is annotated as DDHD domain containing 1a. NCBI's taxonomy places the organism in Eukaryota, Metazoa, Chordata, Actinopteri, Perciformes, Eleginopidae. Gene Ontology annotation, molecular function: metal ion binding; glycerophospholipase activity. Gene Ontology annotation, cellular component: cytoplasm. Bases 493 to 3162 code for a protein of 889 amino acids. The transcript is spliced from 14 exons. The record is from RefSeq and is a predicted model, not a curated record.